AUGAAUUUACUCUCCUGGAAUUGCAGAGGUGCAGCCUCAAAAUCUUUUCCAGCUAGACUCAGAGAUGUGCUCAAAGGAAAACAAGCUAAUCUUGUGAUCCUAGUGGAAACGAGAGUUAGCGGUGUGAAGGCAGAUCGUAUAAUGAAGAAGUUGGGCUUCAACAAUUGGAUUCGGGUAGAAGCAACAGGCUACGCAGGUGGUAUUUGGCUUCUGUGGAAUGAUGAUGAAGUCAAUAUUCACUAUGAGUCUUCUACUACCCAACUUCUACACGUCCGAGUAUCUAUGGUAAAUUCAAAUCACUCUUUCUGGUUAUCCUGCAUUUAUGCUGAACCGUCUUGUCAGUUAAGAACUGCUCUUUGGCAUGACCUCACUCACAUUAGUAGAUCUAUGUCGGAGCCCUGGCUAGUAAUCGGUGACUUUAAUGCUUAUCUUUCUAAUGCCGAUAAGAAGGGCAGUGAUCACCUUAAUGUAACUUCGAUGAGACAGUUUAAUGAUUGCAUUCAACAAACCCAUUUGAUAGAAGUUGACUGUGUGGGGGACAGAUUUACUUGGGAAAGAGACAUACUGAAGGAGAGGAUUGACUGGGCUUUCACAAAUGAUCUUUGGCUUCAGAGAUACCCUUUAACCAAGGUCCACCAUUUGUGCAAAUUCGGUUCAGAUCAUAGACCUCUGUUCAUCAGAAACUCACCAGAUAGAUGGGAAAGGCAACAUACUCCAGCCUUUAGAUGCCAGGCAGCUUGGUUUCUAGAGGAGGACUUUAUCAAUGUGGUUGACCAAUGCUGGAAAGAGGGAAGUUGGAACGAGAAAAUUGCUUUAUUUACUCAUGAAGCUAGAGAAUGGAACAAGAGACGGGUGGGGAAUAUACCUGCUAAAAAAAAUAGCUUGAUGAAGAGAAUUGAAGAAGUAGACAAGAAGAGGCGACGACGGGACAACCAGUAUCUUGCUCAGACAGAAAAGGAGCUAUGGAAGGAAUAUAACAAGGCAUUGGCCCAGGAAGAGCUUCUUUGGUUUCAGAAGUCUAGAUGCAAUUGGUUAAAGUGGGGGGACAAGAAUAGCAAAUUCUUUCAUUCUUCGGCUAUCAUACAUAGGAGGCGCAACCGUGUUGAAGGUCUUAAGAACUCAAGGGGUGAUUGGAUCUUUGAUCAACAAGAGCUGAAAAGAAUGGCCCAAGACUACUAUCAGAAGCUAUUUCAGAGUAGCUUAACAGGGGCUCCCUCUCUUCAUACAAGGCACAGCUUUCCAUUACUCUCUGAUGGGGAUUAUCUUCUUUUGUCUGCAGAGGUCAGUGAUACAGAAAUCAAGGCACAGCUUUCGACUUAG
Messenger RNA from Neltuma alba, 1320 nucleotides. RefSeq lists its product as uncharacterized. Gene Ontology annotation, molecular function: catalytic activity. Lineage: Eukaryota; Viridiplantae; Streptophyta; Magnoliopsida; Fabales; Fabaceae. The transcript has a single exon. The coding region runs from base 1 to 1320 and encodes 439 amino acids. The record is from RefSeq and is a predicted model, not a curated record.